AUGGCCUGUAGUUCUAACAUUCCAGGUCAGGAACUUGCGUCGCGGCACAUUUUCAAAUCUAAAAGAACGAUAUCGACUCCAUAUCUGAGUGCCGUGGUUGGUCUAGCUGCUAUUAGCCAAAGAAGUAGCUCAAAUACAAAGCCAGUCGCCGAGCAGACAUGCCAACAAGCAGCACUGGCAGGAGACUGCAGCACGGUUCAAUGGCUCAAGUCGAUCCGACUCCGCUUCUUCGCGAAUUAUUGCUUCUUCUAUGAGACGCCGUCUUGUUUUUUGUUGGCGUUUUCUCCCGGGUUAAGGAAAAGAAAACCAGAAUUUGUCCUGCCGUCGCACGGUUUACGAAGCUGCGCCAUUGUGGCUACCUGUUAA
Molecule: messenger RNA, 366 nt
Organism: Pochonia chlamydosporia 170
Lineage: Eukaryota; Fungi; Ascomycota; Sordariomycetes; Hypocreales; Clavicipitaceae
Exons: 1
Coding region: 1-366 (121 amino acids)
Source: RefSeq, a predicted model, not a curated record